Ambispora leptoticha is the source of this 498-nucleotide messenger RNA. The record is from the annotation of a GenBank genome assembly. NCBI's taxonomy places the organism in Eukaryota, Fungi, Glomeromycota, Glomeromycetes, Archaeosporales, Ambisporaceae.
AUGACUAAAAACACAAAUAUCUUCUUGAUCAUUGCUUUGAUCUUUAGCUUGUUUCUCUCCUCUUCAAUUGGAGCUCCGUCACCAACACUCAGAAAACGUGCAACUUGGCCACAACUCGUAGCACGCGCAAGUUAUAGAACGUCAAACACUUCUCUUUUCGGCGAGUUCACAUUUAGUCAACUCUCAGAGCAAUUCACUCGUGUGCUCGGACAAAUCAACUCCGGAUUCAAUGAUACAAAUACAACCGACUACAAAUUCUUAAUUACUGGCAAUAAAAACGGAACUGAUGUAAUCAAGGUUUUGAACCCAAAUUUCACUGUUAAUGCACCACCAGGAGGCUCGUCAGCGAUCCAAAUGGACAUCCCAGAUAUCGCACUUCAACCUAAUUUAACUAUUAAAAAUAAUUCGGGUGUUGCGACGGAUGUUCAUGACAAAUUCCUUAGUAUAGUUAAUAAAAAUACUUUAUUGGGAAGUGCACCAAUUCAAAUUGAACAAUAA